Molecule: messenger RNA, 247 nt
Organism: Ambispora gerdemannii
Lineage: Eukaryota; Fungi; Glomeromycota; Glomeromycetes; Archaeosporales; Ambisporaceae
Source: the annotation of a GenBank genome assembly
CAAUUUAGAAAAUAGUGCUAGUCAACAGUUCACUAAUUUAAUUCAGCAAAAAAUCAAACCAAUUAACAUGUCCCUGUUCCCUGAUAUCACUCCUUUAACUAAGGAAAUCCAAGAAUUUAAAGACAACCAGCAAAAAAAUCAAGCUCAAAUCAUCGCCCUGUUAGAGGAAAUACGAAGUAUUCUUUUAGCCUUACAAAGUAAGGAUGAAGAACAAAACACAUUAUUAAAAGAAUUAUUACCAAAAUAA